UCUCUUCAAAUUUGAAUGCUUCUCUCUUAGAAUAAUAGUAUUUUCUUUGGGGGUGGUCUAACUUUGAACACAUUCAUAUGUAUGAAACCAAGGACCCUGAUCAUGACCCUGUACUUAUAUAACACAGCACACACACGAGACAUGAUAUAUCUAUGUGUGUCUGAUUCUCUAUAAAUAUAUUCAUAUUUAUAUUGUACAUACACGAACAAACCCAAUUGAAUUGAAGAAAAUAUUUCUCAUCAAAUUGUUCCAAACUUGAUCACCAAAAAGCACAAUUCACCUUACAAAAAACACAAAUUUUGGUUAAUUGCUAUAGAAGAGAUGGUGUUGGGGUGGAGGAGAAGGAAGGGCAGCAACAAAAACCGUCGCAAAGGUGGCAAAUCCAUCGCUGAGUUGGUGACUCCCAAUCACUUCAGAUGUCCAAUUUCUCUUGACUUGAUGAAGGAUCCUGUGACAUUGUCAACAGGGAUAACCUACGAUAGGGAGAGUGUGGAGAUGUGGUUUGAUGAAGGGAACAUCACAUGUCCUGUCACAAACCAGGUUGUGAGGAACUUUGACAUGAUUCCAAACCAUUCCCUUAGGGUAAUGAUUCAAGAUUGGUGUGUGGAGAAUAGGCAACAUGGGGUGGAGAGGAUUCCAACACCAAGGAUACCAAUUGGCUCAAUUGAGGUUGCUGAGCUUCUGAUGCUAGUGAAGGCCUCGUCAACGGAUUUGGACCAAUAUGGUUGCCUUGAAUUGGUGCAGAAACUGAAGAGGUGGGGUGGUGAGAGUGAGAGGAACAAGAGGUGCAUAGUGGACAAUGGAGCACCUGUGGCAUUGGCUUCAUCAUUUGAUGCAUUUGCCAAUGAUUCCAUUGAGAGGAAUGUGGUGCUUCUUGAGGAGAUUUUGUCAGCACUCAAUUGGAUGUUUCCACUUCAAUUGGAGGCACACAAGUCUUUGGGGUCUUUGGCUUCUCUAAGAUGCAUGGUUUGGUUCUUGAAGCACCAAGAUCUCUCAGGGAAAGAGAAGUCCAUUGUGGCAUUGAAAGAGCUUCUGAAAUUUGGUGAUGUGAAGCAUUUGGAGGCCUUGUCACAAAUUGAAGGGGUCAAUGAACUCUUGGUGGAGUUCAUCAACAAGAGGAUUAGUCCAACCAUCACAAAGGCCUCAUUGAGUGUGGUUUGGUACUUGGUUUCAUCCUCUUCCAAUUCAAGUGAUAAGAUGAGGUUGAAAUUUGUUGAAUUGGGUUUGGUUUCUUCUUUGCUUGACAUUCUCAUUGACUCAGACAAGAGCAUGUGUGAGAAGGCUGUGACCAUUUUGGACUCUCUAUGCAGCUCUGAAGAAGGAAGGAACAAGGCUUGUGGGAAUGAUCUAACAAUUCCUCUUUUGGUGAAGAAAAUUCUGAGAGUUUCACCUUUGACAACAGACUAUUCUGUUUCUGCGAUUUGGAAACUGUGCAAGUUUGGAGAAAAAGAUGAAGGGAGAACCCUUGUUGAGGCCCUUCAAGUUGGUGCCUUUCAGAAGCUCUUGUUGGUGUUGCAAGUUGGAUGUGGUGAUGAGACUAAGGAGAAAGCAACUGAACUUCUCAAAUUGCUCAAUCCUUACAGGGCUGAAUUGGAAUGCAUAGACUCAGAUUACAAGAAUGUUAAGAGAUCAUUUUAACUUUUUGGCUGCUUAAUUAUUAGUAUUUUUCUAUUAGAAGUAAUUUUGUGCUGUAAAUUUUUUUUGGCCCAACGAAUGGAUCUCUGCAAUCUUUGUCAUGGGAUUCAACGAAUGGAGCAUAUAGAAUUGUAUUCUUUUUUGUAUAUUACAGUAAGAGUACGAAUGACAUAUUGAUAUCUUCGUUUAUCACAUUAA
Messenger RNA from Glycine soja, 1833 nucleotides. RefSeq names its product U-box domain-containing protein 21-like. The transcript has a single exon. The record is from RefSeq and is a predicted model, not a curated record. NCBI's taxonomy places the organism in Eukaryota, Viridiplantae, Streptophyta, Magnoliopsida, Fabales, Fabaceae. Gene Ontology annotation, biological process: protein ubiquitination. The coding region runs from base 322 to 1638 and encodes 438 amino acids. Gene Ontology annotation, molecular function: ubiquitin protein ligase activity.